Adineta ricciae is the source of this 335-nucleotide messenger RNA. Lineage: Eukaryota; Metazoa; Rotifera; Eurotatoria; Adinetida; Adinetidae. The record is from the annotation of a GenBank genome assembly.
UUGUUGAUUAUAUGGAUGCCAGUGGAGGAACUUUUUAUUUUCGAUGGAAUGAUAUUUUAACACAAGCAGCCGCGUUAGCCUUCCUGGAUGAUAUGAAUCAAUUUUAUGUCUUUCGUGAUUUUACUUACAGUCAUUUAACAAUGAUUCAACCACCAAAGGGUGCUUAUGGUGGUUUAGUCGUUGGUACAGAUCAUAGUACAAUUCACGGUAUUGCUCCCUCCAGCGAAAGUUUAACUUUGAUUCAAAACUACGCUCUUGCACAUCAAAUGUCCAUAACGGGCAAAUGUGUACUUCAUCCCUUUGCGAAUUUUAAAGGAAAUGAAUGUGAUGAAUGA